Messenger RNA from Haliotis rufescens (red abalone), 642 nucleotides. Its product is annotated as zonadhesin-like. Lineage: Eukaryota; Metazoa; Mollusca; Gastropoda; Lepetellida; Haliotidae. The transcript has a single exon. The record is from RefSeq and is a predicted model, not a curated record. The coding region runs from base 1 to 642 and encodes 213 amino acids.
AUGUCACUGCACCAUUUCAUUACUUUACAGGACCCCCAUAUUCCCUGCAAGGACCCCCAUAUUCCCUGCAAGGGCCCCCAAAUUCCCUGCAAGGACCCCCAUAUUCCCUGCAAGGACCCCCAUAUCCCCUGCAAGGACCCCCAUAUUCCCUGCAAGGGCCCCCAUAUUCCCUGCAAGGACCCCAAAAUUCCCUGCAAGGACCCCCAAAUUCCCUGCAAGGACCCCCAUAUCCCCUGCAAGGACCCCCAAAUUCCCUGCAAGGACCCCCAUAUUCCCUGCAAGGACCCCCAUAUUCCCUGCAAGGACCCCCAUAUUCCCUGCAAGAGCCCCCAUAUUCCCUGCAAGGACCCCCAUAUUCCCUGCAAGGACCCCCAUAUUCCCUGCAAGGACCCCGGUAUUCCCUGCAAGGGCCCCCAUAUUCCCUGCAAGGACCCCCAUAUUCCCUGCAAGGGCCCCCAUAUUCCCUGCAAGGACCCCCAUAUUCCCUGCAAGGGCCCCCAAAUUCCCUGCAAGGGCCUCCAUAUUCCCUGCAAGGACCCCCAAAUUCCCUGCAAGGACCCCCAUAUUCCCUGCAAGGGCCCUUCAAGUCAAUUAUAUGGGGUCCCUGGACUGCGACAUUUGUACAUCAAGGUAAAACAAUGA